Messenger RNA from Micromonas pusilla CCMP1545, 906 nucleotides. Its product is annotated as Peptide-methionine--S-oxide reductase. Gene Ontology annotation, cellular component: cytoplasm. NCBI's taxonomy places the organism in Eukaryota, Viridiplantae, Chlorophyta, Mamiellophyceae, Mamiellales, Mamiellaceae. The record is from RefSeq and is a predicted model, not a curated record. The transcript has a single exon. Gene Ontology annotation, biological process: cellular response to oxidative stress. Gene Ontology annotation, molecular function: peptide-methionine (S)-S-oxide reductase activity. Bases 1 to 777 code for a protein of 258 amino acids.
AUGCUCAACGGCGGCGGCGCCAAGUCCGCGCUCAUCGACGAGAAGGACGCGCUCCCCGGUCGCAAGGAAGAGAUGAAGGUCACGAACAAGCACUACGUCCUCGGGAACCCGAUCAAGGAGCCGUUCCCGGACAACCUCGAGACGUGCGUGUUCGCGACCGGAUGCUUCUGGGGCACCGAAAAGAUGUUCUGGCGCGUCCCCGGGGUCUACUCCACCUCCGUGGGAUACUGCUCCGGGCACACGCAGAACCCGACGUACGAGGAGGUGUGCAGCGGACGCACCGCGCACACGGAGGCGGUCCAGGUGGCGUGGGACCCGAAGAUCGUCUCCUUCGCGGACCUCCUCGCGAUGCACUGGACGUGCCACGACCCGACGCAAGGCAUGCGGCAGGGCAACGACAGCGGGACGCAGUACCGCAGCGGGAUCUACUGCUCCACCGCGAAGCAGCUCGAGGUGGCGAAGGACAGCGCGAAGGCCUACGCCGCGGCGCUGGAGGCGGCGGGGAGGAGCGGGAAGAUCACGAGCGAUCUGAUCGGGCCGGAGGGAAACACAGUUUAUUACUUCGCGGAGGAUUAUCACCAGCAGUACCUCGCCAAGCCCAACGCGCGGCCGUACUGCUCGGCGCAGCCGACGGGGGUGCCCGUGCCGGAGACGUGGCUCAAGGCGAACGGCGCGAAGCUGAGCGCGGGGUACUGGGCGAAGUACGGGCCGAGGCCGGGGUGCACGAUUCAGGUCGCGAACGAGCCGGUGCCGCUGGAGGAGGCGAUGAAGGCGUGAUACGGACGAGGCGGCGACGCGCGCGCGCGCGAGGAACGAGAGAGGGCCGCCGAGAGAGCGGACUCUAAGAGCGGACGAACGAGUCGACGGACGGAUAUAAUGAAUGACGCGACGAUAAUACGUGUCACU